CUUAUUUCUGAGGUUAAGAUGAGGUUGCCUUCCAGAGGCGUGGGAGGGGCCUUGGAUCCUGCCUGGUCAUCAAAGCCCUGUGAGGAAAAAUGGCCACCAGACGUGCUCAUCUUGAGGAUGACCUUUCCUGUCCAAUUUGUGGACAUAUUCUCAGUCUGCCAGUGGUGCUCACUUGCAGACACAGAUUCUGUAAAACCUGUCUAAAAGACAGCUGGGAGACACAAGGCAGUGGGGAUUCACACCACUGUCCUCUGUGCUGGCGCCGCUCCUCCAUGGAUCAAAUGGUGGUGAGCACUCUGCUGGAGAGGUCCUGUGAAUCCUUCAAGGAGGACAGAAGCAAGAAUGACCCAGGGGCUUGUAAGGAGCAUGGAGAAAAGCUCACACUGUUCUGUUUGGAGGAUUUGGAGCCAAUCUGUGGUUUGUGUGGGAAAGCAGCUGCACACAUUGGGCACAGGCUAUAUCCCAUUGGGGAAGGUGCUCAUGACUGUAAGGAGGAACUGAAGAGUGCCCUGCUGCCUUUGAAAGAGAAGUUACAGCUGUAUAAAAAGGCGAAAAUGGUCUGUGAGGAAAUGGCAGAACAUGUCAAGAACCAAGCUGAGCAUACCGAAACACAGAUCAAAGAGGAAUUUGAAGCCCUUCACUGUUUCCUGAAAGAGCAGGAGGCUGCCAGACUCUCUGCUUUAAAGGCUGAGGAGAAUCAGAAGGAUCUGAUGAUUAACCAAAAGAUUGACGAGAUGAGCAAUGAAAUUAUAUCUCUCUCCAACACCAUCAGAAUAGUGGAACAGGAGAUGAGAUCUCAAGAUGUCCAAUUUCUUAAGAAUUACAAGGAAACAGUAAGGAAAACCUGGCGGACUUCCCCCGAUCCUGAAAUGAUUUCUGGUGCUCUGAUUGAUGUGGCCAAGCACUUGGGCUCUCUGAAAUAUAAAGUGUGGGAGAAGAUGAAGAAAAUAGUUAAAUAUAAUCCUGUGAUUCUGGAUCCCAACACAGCAGCUAGCUGCUUCAUCCUCUCAGAGGAUCUCACAGUUGUGCAAAACUCUACCCAGAAUUUCAAACUGCCAGACAACCCAGAACGUUUCGACAUUAGUGCUGAGAUGCUGGGUGCUGAGGGCUAUUCUUCUGGACGUCACAUCUGGGAUGUGGAGGUGAAGGACAACACCUACUGGGUGUUGGGAAUAGCCAGUGAGUCCAUCAACAGGAAGGGCAAGCAUGUGCUGACACCAGCAGAGGGAUUCUGGUCUAUUAGGUUUCGCAAUGGAGAGCAUAAGGCCUGCACAGCACCGUGGGAGCCACUGAACAUGACAAAAAAUCCAGAAGUGAUAAGAGUAGUUUUGGACAUGGACCGAGGCAAGGUGACCUUUUAUGACCCUGGAGAGAGAACGCCUCUCUACACCUUCAUGAAUGUCAUCACACCCAGAGUCUUUCCUUACUUUUGCACUGCUUGCAAAGAGCAUCCACUGAAAAUCCUACCUACAAGAAUAUCCAUGUCAGUGGACCCCUAAUUUCAUUAAACUCAUUUUGUUUUUUCAUU
Molecule: messenger RNA, 1528 nt
Organism: Morone saxatilis (striped sea-bass)
Lineage: Eukaryota; Metazoa; Chordata; Actinopteri; Moronidae
Gene: trim35-13
Product: tripartite motif containing 35-13
Exons: 6
Coding region: 90-1499 (469 amino acids)
Molecular function (GO): zinc ion binding; protein binding
Source: RefSeq, a predicted model, not a curated record